UAAUCCACAUUAUUCAAAAGUACUCAGAGAGAAAAUGGCAGCAAAAGAAGCGGCACACAAGGCAAUGGAGUCUCGAAGAGCUGCAUUGGUAGAGGCUUCUUGGUGUCGGAUUCUAAGAGCUGCCAGAAUUCCCAGUGAUGAUGCAGAAGCUCAACUUUCAAAGGCAGAAAAAAAUGCAAUAGAAGCUUUUGAAGCAGCCCAGGCUCUAGGAGUUAUCAUGUAUGACAUGCCAAACUGCCCCAGGAAGCAUUGCCAGAUAGAGGCAUCUACUGUUACUAGUGAAGGAUCAUCUACCCAUGCCGUUACUGCAUCGUUUGAAACUGAAUUUGAGGUAGACAAAGAAGUAGCGGCUGCAGUCAAAACUGCUUUCAUAAGGCUAGCAAAUUGCCCUUCAUUUAAGAAAGGUGAAUUCAGAGAACUUCUAAGAAAAAUUAGUCAAACCCCAGAUACAGAUGAUGGUUCUCAAGACCUGCAUGAUUUCUCCUCCGAGUAUGAGUCUGAGUCUGGCUCUGAACAUGAUUUAGUCUCUCAAAAUGGUGACCUCAGCUCUCAAGACUUGGACACAAACGUGCCUGCUCUGGGAAUAAGUCAGAGGAAAAGCAGGAGGAGACAAUCUCUAGACAAAAUCAACAGAAUAAAGCUUGUGGACAUGAUGAUUGAGAGGCUAAAAUGUUUGCAAGAAGAUGAACUUUCAUCUCUGGCCACUAUAGUUGCAACUUGCGGUUUAAAUUCUGUCUUGGCUGAAGGACAGAAUGUUAAACUGGGCUCUGCUACAGAUAAUAACUCCUCUUCAAGCGUAAAUUUUCCGGCAAGAAGGAUGUCUACAUUGGGAUCAAGAAAGUCUGGUUUUGUCAAGGACGGGCAAGUAAGAAAUAAGCAAGUUGAGUCAGAACUGCCGAGUCUAGAUAAGUUUUUAGUGAAGCGAAUGACUAAACUUGAACGAGAGAUUCAAGAAGCCAAGAAUAGCAGAAGGAAUGAGAAUGAGAAUGACAGGGAUGGCUCUCGUAAAUCUGUUGAUGGAACUCUAUCUGAGACCACCCAAGACUUGGGAAGCAUUCUUGUGAAGAAUUAUUCAAAAUUUGAGAAAGACAUAAAAGAGGCAAGAAAUAAGUCCGAAAAGGAUAUCUCAAUGCCAAACCGUCAGAAAGAUCAUGCUGAAGUACCGAGCUUAGACAAGUUCUUAGUCAAACAUGUCUCCAGACUCGAAAGGGAGGUCGAAGAAGCGAGAAGCAGAAAGAUCAGUGAAACUAAAAAUUUGAAGACGAAAGCUGAUGUGACUACCAUAGGUGGAAUAAAUUCUCAUUCUUGUUCUGAUGGAUCGUUGGAGGAGAAAGAGAACCUGGAUUCAAAUAACCUUUCGAGUUUUGAGACAGAGCAAAAUGGAUGUAAACUCGAUGCAGAUCCAUCUUCAGUUGACGGCGCGAAUAAUGAGAUUGAAGAUGACAAAGAUAGCCUGGACAAGAUUCUGAUAAAGCCAGUGCACAGAUUGGAAAGAGAGAAGAUUCAUGCCAUGUCACUGGGAAGCCAUGAUGAAAAUUAUAGACAAAGAAAGAAUCAGGGAGUAACUAAUGCUGCAGAUUAUGAGAGCCUGGACAAGAUUUUAGUAAAGCAUGUCUCCAGACUUGAGAAGGAGAAAAUGAGGCUCAGGUCAGGGGAAGACAAGUUCGAAGUCAAGCGAAUUCAACGAAACACACAUUUAGAGACAAAUGAAGAGGGCGGUCUCGACCAGAUCUUGAUUAAACAUAAAUCCAGACUUGAGAGGGAAAAAAUGAGGCUCAAGCCAGAAGAAGAAAGUCUAGUAAAGAGAAGUCAAAGAAGCAACAAUAUGCAGACAAAUGAAGAAGGAAGUCUGGAUCAAAUUUUGAUUAAACAUAAAUCCAGACUUGAGAGAGAGAAGGUGGUUGCCUCCCAGCAGCAACAAGAGAACACAAUUAGUCACUCAAAGGCCCGUCGAGAAGAAAGGGAAAGAGAAUUGCAAGAAGCAUGGGGAGGAUUAAGCUUAGGAAACUCCAUGAAGCCUAGUCUCUCUAGGCUUGAGCGAGAAAAGGCUGCCUGGAUUAAAGCUGAAGAGGAGGCAAGGAGGCAAGCGAUGAAGGCAAUAUGAACAAGACUGUUUUUUCCUCCCUUUUGUUGAUAAAAACGUGCCUUUUUCCUUCAAAGCAAGGAUCAUCAACUGUCUGUUUCUUCUUCGUUGAGGUUCUGAUUUAAUGCUUACCACACCUUUAUUAGGUUGACUAAGCAAUUGUACGUAUGCUUUCUUUUAUUUCUUCUUCUGUUGGGCCUAAAUGUAAAUGCCUUCCGUGCCAAUCAUACAAAU
Molecule: messenger RNA, 2317 nt
Organism: Neltuma alba
Lineage: Eukaryota; Viridiplantae; Streptophyta; Magnoliopsida; Fabales; Fabaceae
Exons: 3
Coding region: 35-2104 (689 amino acids)
Source: RefSeq, a predicted model, not a curated record